Messenger RNA from Loxodonta africana (African savanna elephant), 4513 nucleotides. Its product is annotated as zinc finger protein 551-like. The record is from RefSeq and is a predicted model, not a curated record. Gene Ontology annotation, biological process: regulation of transcription by RNA polymerase II. The coding region runs from base 243 to 1817 and encodes 524 amino acids. Lineage: Eukaryota; Metazoa; Chordata; Mammalia; Proboscidea; Elephantidae. The transcript is spliced from 3 exons. Gene Ontology annotation, molecular function: RNA polymerase II cis-regulatory region sequence-specific DNA binding; DNA-binding transcription factor activity.
UCGCGCGCAUUACGCCAGGCCGGAACAUCCGGCGUCUUCCUCGUCGCGGUCAUUUUGGAUGUUCUCAGAUGUGAUUGCCAGUUUAGACGCUACGGUACGCCGGGGGCGGGCCGAGGGAACGUGAGAGGAGGUGUUGUCAUUAAUGCACAGAGACGUUUGUGAGGCUCAACUGCGACGCGGCCUUCACCUGGUCCAGGCCCUUUCGUCCACUGCUUCGGGGCACGCUCCGCCCACAGGUUCCGAUGGCGGCGGUAGCGCUGAAGGACCUGGCUCAGGGCAGUGUGACCUUUGAGGACGUGGCCAUUGACUUCUCCCAGGAAGAGUGGGGGCUCCUUGAUGAGGCGCAGAGGCUGCUGUUCUGCGAUGUGAUGCUGGAGAACUUUGCGAUCAUAGCCUCCCUGGGUUCUUGGCAUGGAACAGAGGAUGAGGAGGCAUCAUCUGAGCAAAGUGUUUCUGUAGAAGUAGUAUCACAGAUCAGGACUUCAAAGGCAGGUUUAUCCAGCCAGAAUACUCACCUCUGGGAGAUGGAUGUCCCAGUCUUGAAAGACAUUUUGCAUCUGACUGAGCAAGUGACACACCCUGGGCAGAAUACAUGCUUGGGUGGGGCAUGUGUGAGAUGCUUCUGGAUGAGACCAAACUUUUACCAGCAACUGAAGCGUCCCUAUGGAGAGAAACUCUUCAAAAAAGACACAGACAGGGCCUCAUUUAUGAAGAGCUGCAGAUUCCAUGUGUCAGGACAACCCUUUACCUGUGAGGAAAUUGGUAAGGACUUCCCAGCAACCUCAAGUCUUCUGCAGCACCAAGCCUCUCCUGAGCGUGAGAAGCGACCCGGCAGCCUUGAGUGUGGGGAGACCUUUCAUAGUAGAAAAAAACUUGUCAAGUGGGGUAAAUGUGGGAAUUCUUCCAGUCACAAACACACAUUUGUUCACCAUGAGAGUAUCUGCACUGGAGAGGGGCUUUAUGAGGGUAGCAAAUGUGAGAAAGACUUCAGCUGCAAAUACAGACUUGUUCAGCGCCAGGGAAUUCACACUGGAGAAAAGCCAUAUGAGUGUGGUGAAUGUGGAAAAUCCUUUAGAUUCAAAUGUUUAUUCAAUUACCAUCAGAGAGUUCACACUGGAGAAAGGCCUUACGAGUGUGAGGAAUGUGGCAAAUCCUUUAGAGUGCCCUCAUCCCUCAUUCGACAUCAGAAAAUUCACACUGGAGAAAAGCCUUAUGAGUGUAGUGAAUGUGGAAAAUCCUUUAGCCGCAAAUCUUUGCUCAGUUACCAUCAGAGAGUGCAUACUGGAGAAAGGCCUUAUAAAUGCAGCGAAUGUGGCAAAUUAUUUAGCCGUAAAUCUGAUCUUAAUAAACACCAGAGAAUUCACACUGGAGAAAGGCCUUAUGAGUGUGAGGAAUGUGGAAAAUCCUUUAGAGAUGCCUCAUCCCUCAUUCAACAUCGGAAAAUUCACACUGGAGAAAAGCCUUUUGAGUGUAGUGAAUGUGGAAAAUUCUUUACCCAGAGAUCGAAUCUUAAGAAACACCAGAGAAGUCACACUGGAGGAAGGCCUUACGAGUGUAGAGAAUGUGGGAAAUUCUUUAGCUAUUGUUCCUACCUGAAUAAACACAAGAGGAUUCACACAGGAACAGUGCUAUAUGAGUGUUGUGAAUGUGGAAAAUCUUUUAGCCGAGGUUCCAGCCUCCUUAAACAUCAGAGAAUUCACACUAGAGCUAGUGUAUAUGAGUGUGGCGAAUGUGGAAAAUCCUUUAGGUACAAAUGUUUACUCGUUUACCACCAGAGCUCACACUGGAGAAAAGCCUUAUCAGUGUGUGGAAUGUGAGAAAUAAUUUCAUGAUCACUUAGUCCUCAUUAAACACUGGACAGUUAACACUGGAAAAAGGUGUUACGAGUGUGGGCAGUGUGGGAAAUCAUUUAGCCACCAUAAAUCCUUCAUUAGUCACCAGAGAGAUCACACAGGAGAAAGGCUUUAGAUGUGCAGGGAAUGUGGUAUUUCCUUGUUCAGAAUAACUUCACUUGAGGAAAGCGUUUGUGAGGAACUGAUCACCUGAAUUGAUCUUUCUACCUUCUAACAUUCACGGGAAAUUCCGUAUGGGUUGUAGAUAUGUGGAAAGCCUUCAGAAGUUGAAUUGCAUUUUAUAACAUUCCCAGGGCCCUUACCAAAUUUUUGUCACUGCCAGUGUCUAUGGCAUAAACCAUCGUACCACCUAGCAGGCCCCACAGUGUGCAUCAGUCACCAACCAACAGUGCUCAGGGAGGCAGUCCUCAGUGCUCACCUAUUCACUGGAAGAAAUCUUGAGUAACCUGUACCCCUAAGGGCUCCUCAUUCCCUUCUCUCCGACAAGUUAAGGCCUGGACCUUGCCCAGUUUUGGCUUAGAGGAUCUGAUCGUAGUUACAGCAUCUUGCCAAAAAACCUACCUUUUUCAGGGAUAGCUUUUGUCUCACAUGAUGCUUGAAACAAGCAUCCCCUUCCAAGUCACCAACCCAGGAAACUCCUGCUCACAUUGCUCUGGUUUGUGCAAUCAGAAAGGUUUUUGUGUCUAAGCACCUUUAAUUGUGGGGGUUCCAUUCAUUAUUAUUUGGUGAUUUGAGAACAGUAUCAGGAUCAGUAUUAGCAUAAAGGGGUGAACAACUUGUGGGGACUCCAAACUUUGUGAGCCUCAGAGAGGACAGUGUUAUGGCAGGAGAUAGCCCUUUCUUCAGCCUGGGCCGAAUUUGCAUUGCUGCCCGAAGCUUCCUAGGAAAGACUGCACGACUUUGUGGUCCAGACUGGCUUGGAUGCCAGUGUGUAUGUACAUGCACACAUGCGCUUAGAGGUCACCUUGAGGAGGGCACAGUUGUGAAGAACCUCCCUGCUUCUGAGAAUAACAUGAGAUGGAUAUCACAUAAUGUCCCGCGCUAUGGAGGGCUCAGGGAGACCUGUAAAAGGUACAGAAAUACUGGAUUAAUAGAGUUGAGGAGACUGAAACAAGUUAGAAUGCAUGUGCUGCUUCUAAAAGCGUCUCUACACGUUCCAGUGGCUCUAGGUGUGUGGAUUUAGUGUGUGCAGAAACUCAGGACCUCCUGAGUGAGGUGAAGAAUUAACUUUACCCAAAGAAUUUGGUCUUUGUCCCUAGAUCCUGGGAGGUAACUUCUAAACCCAUGGGAUCUCCUGAGUGACUGGAAUGUCUGUUGUUUAUGAGGUAAUUCAACUUUACCUGAUGGUUUAUGCUAAGGAGGUGACUCAUUGGGGCUGGCCAUGCUAGGAAACCCACCACACGGUAUCAGCCUGGUGGUUGGGGCUGGUUCAGGAGCUGGGGAUUGAGUUCAGUCACACGGGCAAUGAUUCAACCAGUGAUAACCUAUAAAAUGAAACUCAAACUGGGCAUAGCUUCCCUGACAACACGUUGAUGUGUUGGGAGAGUGAUCCACCCUGACUUAUGGGGAAAGGAUAUGGAAGCUCAUAUUUGGAUCCUCCCAGACCUUGCUCUAUGUAAUCCUUUUGUAUUUUCUUGAUAUAAUAAAACUGUAACCAUUAAGUAUAGUGCUUUUCUGAUUUCUGUGAGUCAUUCCAGCAAAUUGUCAAACCUGAGGGGUAGUAGGAACCCCCGAGUUUGUAACUAGUUGGUCAGAAGUUCAGGUGGCCUAGAAAUGAGGGCAAUUUUAUGCAGGACUGUGCCUGUAAUCUGUGGAAAUCAGACCUAACUCAGGGUAGUUACUGUCAGGAGAAUUACAUUGCAUGUGUGCAGUGGUGGUCAUUGUCGGUGCAAGUAAUUUUUGUGGAUUCUCGUACCCUCUUUGUUUACCUCAAGGCCACGGCCGCACAGGCAGGAAAGCAAGGAUAAAGCUAAAGGAAAUCUGUAGUCCAGGGAUGUGGCUUUUAUGACCCUGCCAGCAUCCUUGUUGACUGAGGUGGCAACAGCUUUCAUUGCUCACCAACAUUUGCUGCCUCUCCUAGGGCACAAGGAUAGAGUAAUGGGGGAGUCAAUAUAGGGUUGCUGAACCUGAUUUUCCAAAAACGUGUGGAAGAUCUAUAAUUUCUUGAACCAUUUUUUAAAGCUUUAUUUGGGUAUAAUUGACAUGCAAUAAACGUCAUAUUUUAACUGUGCAAUUUGAAGUUUUGACACAUAUAAACCCAUGAAUCUGUCAUUGUAAUCAUGAUCAAGAAUAUAUCUGUACACGUAUAUUUACCUCAUUCCCUUUCAGAAUCUCUCUCUGCCCUCCACACCCCUAGGCAGGCAUUGAUCUUCUAUGUUUACAGUAAAUUAGUUUGCAUUUUCUACGAUUUCAUGUGAUUGAAAUCUAAAGUGUUUUCCUCUUUUUUUCCUGUUUCCGUGAUUGACUCGGUGACAAUGGGUUUCAUGCUGCGUAGUUAUUUUGUGAUUUACUAGUGACGCUUUUUAUGAAUAAUUUGUUCUUUUUAUUACUGGAUAUUAUCCUGCUGUGUGAAUAUACCACUGUUUGUUUAUCCAUUCUUCUGUUUGUGGACAUUGGGUUUAUUUCCAGUUUUUGGCUCUUGCAAAUAAAGCUGCUAUGAA